ACCCCAAUAAUAAUUUCAACAUUAAAUUCACCUCUUUCUUAAACCCCCCCACUUUCCCAUUUGACUAAUUCACAAAAUUUUCAACCUUUUUUUCUCUAUCUCUUCAUUCUCACAUUUUCUCUACCAUGGCUGAGGAUUACAACACAUCCAUGUUGGAUCUUAAUCUUCAACUUGGAUUAGGAAGCUAUGUGCAAAAUAAGGUGAACAAACCAUUGGUUAAUUCAAAAGAGGAAUUAGCCUUUGAUUUGAAUCAAGAUGAUAAGGCAAAUGAAUUAAGUUUGAAGAGAGUGCAUGAAGAACAUCCAAAUGACUCAAAUGAAGAAAUUACUAUUAGCACCAAUGACAAGAAUGGGGGUGCAAAGAAAUUGAGGCUUACAAAGGAGCAAUCAGACAUGCUUGAGGAUGCUUUCAAGCUUCAUAACACCAUUAACACCGCUCAGAAACGGGCACUUGCUGAACAAUUGAAUUUAAAGCAUAGACAAGUUGAAGUUUGGUUUCAGAACAGAAGAGCAAGAACUAAGCUGAAGCAAACAGAGGUAAACUGCAUAUUCUUGAAGAAAUGUCAUGACAAACUAAAUGAAGAGAACCUAAGGUUGAAGAAGGAAUUAGAAGAGCUGCGUGCAUUAAAAAUUGGACCAUCAUACACUUCUCAAUCAUCCAAGGCUGCAAAUUGGACCAUUUGUUCAUCUUGCAAGAAAAUUUGGAAGCCAAAUGAAGGACAUAACAAUGAGGAGGAUGGGGUCAGAAAGAGCAGCCAAAGCACCAUAGAGUUAGAUUAGAUGCUAUAAUUAAGAUAACUCAUAAAUUUGCCUGAGGAUAUAUUUAAUUGGAAUAUUGUUAGUGUCAAUUAUUAAACAUCAAUUGUUGAUUUGUCAGGAAAAAAAGAUUUAGUACACAUCCUAAGUCAGCACACCAAAUGAUGUAUAGGACUGCGGUAUGUUAGCUAUAGAUAUUAAACAUUAGAUAUAUAAUGUUAGUUGGGUACCCUCUAUAAAUUAAUCAACAUUUUUCUUUAA
Messenger RNA from Cicer arietinum (chickpea), 1016 nucleotides. RefSeq names its product homeobox-leucine zipper protein HAT1-like. Gene Ontology annotation, molecular function: sequence-specific DNA binding; DNA-binding transcription factor activity, RNA polymerase II-specific. Gene Ontology annotation, biological process: regulation of DNA-templated transcription. The record is from RefSeq and is a predicted model, not a curated record. NCBI's taxonomy places the organism in Eukaryota, Viridiplantae, Streptophyta, Magnoliopsida, Fabales, Fabaceae.